AUGGAAACGCGGGAAAUCGCUACUAGGGACGAACUGUGGCGCAUUCAAGAGACGCUGCACGAGCUCUCCGCAACCCAAGCUCUCCAUUCUGAGAGAAUCAUGCGCUUAGAGCAGAAGAGUCAGAACGCCGAUGGAAGCAGGUCGAGGAAUGUCUGGGGUCCAGCGUCUCCAUUUCCGAUGGUCCUCAGCUCUUCGCAUCACGCAGAAUCCACGCUCAACCCGGCGGCUGAAGCCUUCCGAAAUUUCGACGUCGAUCCUGGCAAUAGCAUGAUGAGCUCACUGACCUUGGACACCAACGACGAUUCCAGAAGAGUAGCAGCGUCGCGGGCCAAUUCGGUACGGUUCGAUGAGAGCGCAAACAACCACUAUGCUCCAUCUAGGCAGUCGAUGGAACUUCCGACACGGACAGGGAGUGGUCUUGGUGGUCAUGCUCUUUCCGAACGCUCUCUGUCGCAUCGAUCUGACGGGAGACCAAGCGCUUUUGGGUUUGGUCGAACCAACAGCUUUGGUCUAGAGCAAAGUCGCCUCCUUGCCUCCAUUCACAACUCACCGCGAGUGUCCAGCAACCCUCCGCCAGGAUUUUUCGUCCUAGGACCAUGCCCGUCUAUCAUUCGUUGCUGGCUGACUGAGACAUUCACCAAUGAUUCGCUGCUCUAUGCCGCCGUUUGCACUGGCUCAUCAGCAUCCUGGGUGAGCGCAGCCCUCGUAGACAAACUCGAAUUGACCGACACGAUAGUGGAUGAGGCAGAUUCUCGUGCAAUCCGCCUACCAGUGUACUUGACAGAAGCAAAGAUUCAGUCUCCGGCCAUGAGGUCUGUGAGCCCGGUGCCUCACAUUCCUACCCUGACAGUCAAGUUCAUCAUCGACGAGCAACCCGUGACCGAUCCAUCGAUACAGAUCAUUCUGGGCAGUGACGUCUUGAGAUCGCAUAGUGGUGAUAUCCUCUUCUCCCAGGACAAGUUGGUGAUCUUUGACGAGGAGCGAAAUCAAGUUUCCAUUCCACUGGUCCGACCUGAAGACGACGCCUCGUACAAGGAUCUGUGCACAUCUUCCCGCCUGCGGUCCUCCUCAGUCGACGCAGCCUUACCGCCCCCGGCAUCUCCUGUUGGAGUGAUAGGCCGGCCCGGGAGAUUGAGUUCGACUCAAGGAGCUGGAUCUCCCACAGUCGCGCCUACAAGUAGUAUAGCAUCUGCCCCGACGUCGGAGCCGGGAGACAGCCGCAGACCAGACCGUCAUGAUACAUCAACGAGACCCAGUCUCGACCUCAGCCAUUCCAGGGCCGGCGAAGAUUCGAAAUCCACAACCGGGAGUGAGAAAUCAUUCAGUACUCCAAUGUCCAAGUCGGGAUCUGGGGUCUGGGCCAAUUCGUGGCGGACAGUUUCAUCGGGUGGGCCCAACGAACCCGGGACGAAAACCCCUUCUAGCUAUGCACGCCCCAGCAGUUCAAGGCCCAUGAAAAUUCUUCGACCGGGGAAGACGAUGGCCAGUGCCUCCCGAAAUGUUUCCUCUGCCACUAACGCGAAUGGAGUGGACAGUACCCCUACCAAGUCGAAUGAAGCCGGCGGCAAAGCCAGUUCGACUGAUCUGGCAGGCGAGACGAAAGGCUCUCAAUCUUCGUCCACGGCAAAGACGAAUCCAGUAGGCUCAGGAACGGCUUUUGGAUGGCUCAACUCGGGGCCUCAGCGGAGGACGACGGCGAAUGGUUGA
This is a messenger RNA of Capronia epimyces CBS 606.96, 1707 nucleotides long. RefSeq lists its product as uncharacterized. NCBI's taxonomy places the organism in Eukaryota, Fungi, Ascomycota, Eurotiomycetes, Chaetothyriales, Herpotrichiellaceae. The transcript has 2 exons. The coding region runs from base 1 to 1707 and encodes 568 amino acids. The record is from RefSeq and is a predicted model, not a curated record.